Molecule: messenger RNA, 1065 nt
Organism: Prorocentrum cordatum
Lineage: Eukaryota; Dinophyceae; Prorocentrales; Prorocentraceae
Source: the annotation of a GenBank genome assembly
AUGCAGUUGAUCGUCAUGUUCGUGAACGCGGGCGGCCGGGCGCUCUGGGCGGCGCUCGGCGGCUGCCUCGGGGCGGGGGCCGCGCUCCUGGCGCCGCGCGGCGGCGCGCCGGCCCCGCGGCCGCGCCCCGCAGCGGCGAUCGGCAGGCGCGCGGAGGGCGGCCAGGAGGCGGCCGCGGAGGACCCCGCCGCGCCCGCUGGGCGCCCGCGGAAGAGCUGGCAGGACGGUGCGGCCAGGUUCCUGAGCAAGGUGCAGGACGUGUUUGCCGUGCUGGACCCGGGCCUCCAGUACAAGGUGCAGGAGACAGCGAAGGAGCUGGAGGCGAAGAACGCCGAGCUCGAGGCGCUGGAGGGCGAGCUCCUUGAGGAGCGCGAUGCGCGCAUCAAGGCCGAGGCCAUCGCCGAGGAGAUGGGGCUCAGGGUUGAGCAGCUGGAGGAGGAGCUGGAGCAGGCCGAGAGGACGGGCAGGCAGAUCGUCGAAACGCUCGAGAAGCAGAUGAAGAAGCUGGAGGGCGACCUCGAGGCCGAGCGGGUCCGGAGCGCCGAGUUCGCGAAGCAGGCCAGGGCCUUGCAGGAGGGGUACUCGGACCUGUCCGACAAGCUGGAGUUCUCGGACCUCCGCACCAAGGAGCUGCAGGACGAGACCGCCGACCGCGCCGAGAAGCUGCGCCAGGCCGAGGAGAGCAUCCUGGGCCUCUCCGAGAAGCUCGGCUUCUCCAGCGCGAGCACGGAGCGGCUCCGGCUCCUCGCCGAGGAGCGCGCCGAGCAGCUGCGGGCCGCGGAGGACGCGGCGCCGGCCCCCGGCCCGGCUGGAGUCCUCCGACGAGCGCGCCAGAGGCUUGGAGAAGCUCGCCGAGGAGCGGAGCGAUCUGCUGAGGGCGGCCGAAGAUCAGAUCGUGGACCUCUCCGACCGGCUGGAGUCCACCGACGCCCAGGCGCGCCGGCAGGAGAGCCUGGCCGAGUCCCGGGCGGAGCUCCUGCAGGCAGCGGAGGACAUGAUCACGCACCUGAACAAGAAGCUCGAGUUCUCCGACAGCCAGAUGAAGAAACUGGAGAAGACGGUUGA